This is a messenger RNA of Dictyostelium discoideum AX4, 1266 nucleotides long. RefSeq lists its product as hypothetical. The coding region runs from base 1 to 1266 and encodes 421 amino acids. Gene Ontology annotation, cellular component: membrane. NCBI's taxonomy places the organism in Eukaryota, Evosea, Eumycetozoa, Dictyosteliales, Dictyosteliaceae. The record is from RefSeq and is a predicted model, not a curated record. The transcript has a single exon.
AUGAAACUUUUAAUAGUUUUAAUAUUAAUAAUUUCAUUAUUUUUUAAUAAUAUUAAUUGUAAUUUAUUAGGAAAAUCAUUAUCAAAAUCAAAUCAAGUUGCCCCAUUAAUAUCAAGUGUUUUUACAUUAUUAAUUACAAAUGAUGGCGAUAUCGAUUAUUUAAAUGUUUAUAUUAAUGGUAAUUUUACAAAUGAAAAUACUGGUGGUGGUAAUGGUAAAAAGAAUGAAAAUAUGAUAAUCAAUUUCAAUGGUAAUGAAAUCAAGGAUUAUAAAUAUCAACAUGAUGCUAAAAAUGGUUCAAUCAGUACAGAUUUAAUUUUAUUUAGUUUAUAUGGUGAUAAUAUUAAAUCUGGUAAUGUUUCAAUCACCUAUGGUAAUGGUUUAAAGAGUAAUGAAAUGUCAUUCCAAUUGAAAUCAUUUGUAUCUAGAAUUAAAAAACCAAAUACAACUGGUGGUUUAUUAGAAUUAAUUGGUAAUUUUUAUUUUUUAAAUGAUUCAAGUAGAGUUAAUUCUAAAGUUUUCAUUACCACUUCAAAACAACAACAACAACACCAACAACAAGAAAAAAAAGAAGAAUGUCAAAUUAUAUCAAUUGAUAAUUCAAAAAUUAAAUGCUUUAUUGAUUCAAAUUUAAAUAAAAUUAGUAAUUUUGGUGAAAAAUUUCAAAUUAAAAUAAGUAAUAUUUAUAAUUUUCAAAAUGAAUCAUCAUUAGAAUUUAGUUUUGCACCAAUUUCAAUUGAUUCAGUUUAUGGUAUUGAUAGAAUUAAUCAAUGUCAAAUAACUAUCAUUGGUAAAAACUUUGAUAAUAAACUAACUGAUGGUUCAAUUGAUCAAUUAUCAAUUAACAUUAAACAAAGUGAUAAUUCCUUUAGAAAUUGUUCAAAACCAAUUUUAUCAACAAACUCUGUUUUAAUUUGUAAUUUAGAUAAAUCAUCAAAUUAUAAACAACCAACAAUUAUUGGUGAUGAAAUUUUCAUUAAUGGCAAAUCAUUAUUCUAUAUUGAUAUUAUUAAUCAAGAUUCAAAGAAAAACAACAACAAUGAUAAUAGUGAUCAAGUAAACAAUGAUGAAAGUAGGAAAACAAGUGAUGAAAUUCAUAAAUUAAUUUUAACUGUUAUCGUUUUAUCUUCAAUUUUAAUUUUCAUUUUCAUCGUUGUUUUAAUUGUUUUAAUUUUUAGAAAAACUUAUCCAAAUGAUUCAAAUAAUAGAGAUUACUUUAAAUUAAUGUAUUGUUCAAAUGAAUUAGAUGAAACAACUUUUAAUUAA